Messenger RNA from Cordyceps militaris CM01, 1860 nucleotides. Its product is annotated as FAD dependent oxidoreductase. Gene Ontology annotation, molecular function: flavin adenine dinucleotide binding; NADP binding; N,N-dimethylaniline monooxygenase activity. The transcript is spliced from 2 exons. NCBI's taxonomy places the organism in Eukaryota, Fungi, Ascomycota, Sordariomycetes, Hypocreales, Cordycipitaceae. Bases 1 to 1860 code for a protein of 619 amino acids. The record is from RefSeq and is a predicted model, not a curated record.
AUGGCUUCCAGUCCGCGGCACUUGGCGAAUGGCAUCACCUCUAGGGAUCACCAUCAGAAUGAAGCCGCGCCCACUCCAACGCCAGUCACAAAUGGAAAGGUGCCAACGGAUUCCAAAACUCACCUGCCGAAUGGCAAGACCUUUCCAUAUAGAAGCCCUCGAAAGCCCCUCAUCGACAGAUUCAUCGACGAGCCUCGCGCGUUGCGAGUCGCCGUCAUUGGCGGUGGUUUGGCGGGCAUCACAGCCGGCAUCCUGCUCCCGGCCAAGGUGCCCAACAUAAACCUCACAAUAUAUGACAAAAACGCCGACUUUCAGGGCGGCACCUGGCUUGAGAAUGUGUAUCCCGGCGUUCGAUGCGACAUCCCAUCCCACGUGUACCAGUCCACCUUUGCGCCCAAGCUCGACUGGUCGGACCAGUUCUCGACCGGCGCCGAGAUCCUAGCAUACUGGCAGUCGACCGCACGCAAGCACGACGUGUACCAGUACGCCGAGUUUGGGAGCCGCAUCGUCGAGGCCGUCUGGGAUGCCGCCGCCGGCGCGUGGACGCUGCGCGUGCAAGACGUGGCCACGGGCGCCGUCCGGCUCGCCACGGCCGACUUUGUGCUCACCUCGACGGGCCGCUUCAACGCCUGGAAGCUCCCCGCGUACCCGGGCCUGUCCGACUACCGCGGCCUCGUGCGGCACUCGUCCAACUGGGACCCCGCGUUCGACGCCGCCGGCAAGACCGUCGCCGUCAUCGGCAACGGCGCCAGCGGCAUCCAGCUCGUCGCCAGCCUGCAGCCGUCGGCCGCGCGCCUCGACCACUACGCCCGCCAUCCCACCUGGAUCGCCGCGUCCUGGGCCGGCGACGACCGCACCGCCGAGCCGCAGCCGAUCCCGGAGCCGCAAAAGGCGUCCUUCCAGGACGACCCCGCGACGUACCUCGCGUUCCGAAAGCAGCUCGAGGACAAGUACUGGCGCCGCUUCAGCAGCUUCUUCCGCGACUCCGAGUCGAACCAGGACCUCCGCCGCAGCUUCAUCGACAUCAUGAAGAAGCGCCUGGUCAAGAAGCCCGAGCUGCUCGCGCACCUCGUGCCCGACUUCUCGCCCAACUGCCGCCGGCUGACGCCCGGGCCCGGGUACCUCGAGGCCAUCACGCAGGACAACGUCGAGUACAUCACGGCGCCGAUCCGGCGCUUCACCGCGUCGGGCAUCGAGACCGCCGACGGCGUCAUGCGCGACGUCGACGCCGUGUUCUGCGCGACCGGCGCCAACGUCGACCUGGUGCCCGAGUUCCCGAUCCGGGCGCACGGGCAGGACCUGCGCGAGGUGUGGGCCGCCGACGGGGAGCACGGGUUCCCGUACACGUACCUGGGGCUCGCGACGCCGGGGUUUCCGAACCUGCUGUUCGUGCAUGGUCCGCACGGCACGGGUCCGUCCGGGACGGUGCCGCACAGCGUCGAGAACCAGCUGACGUACUUUGCCAAGGUGCUGCGCAAGGUGGCGCGCGAGGGGAUCCGGUCGCUCGCGCCGUCUGCGCGCGCCGCCGACGACUUUGUCGCGUACGCGGAUGACUUUUUUGCCACGACGGUGCUGUCGGACCCGUGCAGCUCGUGGUACAACGGCGACCGGCCGGGUGGCCGCAUCCACGGCGUGUGGCCCGGCAGCGCCGGCCAUGUGACCAUUGUGCGCCGCGAGCCGCGCUGGGAGGACUGGGAGUACGAGUAUUUGGCAGAGUCGGGGAAUCGGUUCUCGUGGUAUUUCGGGAACGGCUGGACGAGGGCCGAGGGCGACGACGACUCGGAUAUGACGCCGUACCUGAAACUGCCGGGGACCGUGGAUCUGAAAGAUAUUCAUGAAAGCUGGUGGGAUAUACCGUAA